Arachis duranensis is the source of this 2052-nucleotide messenger RNA. RefSeq lists its product as uncharacterized. NCBI's taxonomy places the organism in Eukaryota, Viridiplantae, Streptophyta, Magnoliopsida, Fabales, Fabaceae. The record is from RefSeq and is a predicted model, not a curated record.
CGUGGCACCUUGAGCCUAUAUCACGAAACAAAAUCCAGUUCAACCCUUGACACGUAACGCGCUUCAAAGAGACAGUUCCCGAGACUCGCCACAAUGAACUGACACAUGGAGGUUUUGCCACGUCACCAUGCUCUCUUCUUCUUUAGCCCUUAAAUACUCCAGGGUUUCUUCUUAACCUUCUUCGUUAUCCUCUUUGCUACCUUCUGCACCAAAGCCAUCGUCAUUUUACGAAAUUGAAAAACGGAAAGCCUCUUCGCCGGCGGGAAAUUCGCCGGAAAAUUCAACCGGCGCCGGUAAACAUGGAUGUUUCGGCCAUUAAGAACGAUCUCGGGGUCCGAUUGACGUUGCUAUGCCGUCGCUUAUUUGUGAAUUCAGAUCGUACCUGGUGGUAGAAACUAAAAACCCUAACGAGAACCUACUUAAUCACAUAGCUGAGUUUUUUUUUUUUUUCAUAUGAUGACUGUGUAACAAUAACAAAUAUUAUUCGUAGGAGAAAGAGAAACGAGAAUAGAAAAUUACGAGACUCGCGAUAGUUUUAGCCAGUCUCAAGUUUUGGCAGAAUUUUACUGGUUUUACAUUUUUCACUUUUUUUUUUUUGUGUGUAAUUUCUUUCUCGGUCGAUGGUUGUUUCGGUUCCUUCGUCCUCUAAUUUUGAAAUCGAAGGCGAAGAAUCGAGAGAAGUGGUUUUGCCGAGGCUCAGAAGCGUAAUUGGCUGACACAGUUUCUUUCUGUGCUCUGAAUUCAAAUUCAAAAUAAAGCUGCGGUCAAUUCUUUUGUUUUCGAUGAAAAUUCAGCCGGUCAAUUCUCCGGUACCGGUGGAGGGAGACACUAGUAUUGACUUUGUUGCGAAGCCGAUAGUUAAGUCGAGGUUCAAGCGCCUCUUCGAGAGGAAUUUCGCUGGCGUUCUUAGAAAUUCAGCCGCUGAGAAGAUCGGCGGUGGAAGAUGUGGCGGUGGCGGUGGUGGUGAGGAAGUGCAAUCGUCCGGUAAGGACGGUUUCAACGGCUCCAACGAUUUUGAACCGAGCUCGGCGUGUCUGGCGAAAAUGGUGCAGAGUUUCAUCGAAGGUAAUAAUCUCGAGAAGCACUCCUCCGCUUCCGGUAGGUGCGGGCGUAACCGCUCUAACUGCUUCAACCGCAUCUGCGACGAUAGCUCCGACGACGAAUCAGAUGACUCCAACUGUUCUCCAGGCGAAGUCUCCGAAAUCCUCAAGGGUUUGUCCACUUCGGCGAGCGUUAGCGAGAGAAACCUGCUCGCUGAAACGGCGAAGAUCGUGGAGAAGAACAAGAUCUGCAAAAGCAAAGACGGUUCGUGCAGAAAAAUCGUCACUGAAGAUUUGAUCAAUCUCGGAUACGAUGCCUCCAUUUGCAAAUCUCGCUGGGAGAAAUUAUCAUCUUAUCCCGCUGGGGAGUACGAAUAUAUAGAUGUGAUGAAGGCGAUUCUCCAGAACCUUCCGUACAUAUUCGUCGGAAAGUGCGAGCGGCUUCAGAGGAUCGUGGCGGUGGUUUCGGAGGCGGCGAAGCAGAGUCUGAAGAAGAAGGGGAUGCACGUUCCACCGUGGCGGAGGGUAGAAUACGUGAGAGCCAAGUGGCUCUCCCCUUACACUCGAAUCACUGGUUCCGUUUCCAAAGAAGAGGGAAAUUCUGCUGUGGAUUCUGGUGCUGAGGGUGAAGAAAAGGAGGAGGAGGAGGAGGAGGAGGAGAAGGAGGAGGAGGUUGUUGAGAUUCAGUUGAAGCCGCCACCGGUGGAGAUGAAGACCAAGGGUUCAACCUCACUUUCUGGUUUAGCAGCGGUUUUUCAUGAUGAUGAUGAUAAAACAUGAUGAAAAUUUUGACAUUUUUUUGGGUGUUCAAUUUGUUAAUUUGAGGAUUUAAGAACUACUUAUAAAUAUGUAAUUGUAAGUUGUAACAGCUCUCUGUGACUCUCCUAUCCCCUGAUUUUUUAGUACGGGAUGGAUCUUACCAAGUGAUAUGAAUAUAUAACAAAUAAGUUGAGGUAUUGUAGUUUGAACAUAUGAUGGAUUAUAUCAAAUAAAUAAGUUGAUACUAAAUUUA